Chaetomium strumarium is the source of this 1189-nucleotide messenger RNA. RefSeq names its product marvel domain-containing protein. Gene Ontology annotation, cellular component: eisosome; plasma membrane. NCBI's taxonomy places the organism in Eukaryota, Fungi, Ascomycota, Sordariomycetes, Sordariales, Chaetomiaceae. The transcript has a single exon. Gene Ontology annotation, biological process: protein localization to plasma membrane; eisosome assembly. Bases 362 to 871 code for a protein of 169 amino acids. The record is from RefSeq and is a predicted model, not a curated record.
GACCCGGUGGUCAUCAAAUGUGUGAUUCAAAGUAGAAAGGCUGGGAGGUCCCCACGCAACUUUCUGAGACUUUGCUUGUUCCUAUUCCUGGCCAUCAUACCUCAUAGAACCAAUUUAACAAAACGACUUUGCCGACCUCACACCCUACCCAGGUGCACAGCGCACUCACGUAGUAAACAUACAUUGAUUUGACUUGCUCUGUCAUUUUCAAGAUCGACAAAGUUCUGAAAACCGUGCUCCCGAGUCCUCUUCGCUUGGCCUUACAAACCCUGCGAUUCCCCGAAGUGUUUCGCCUAGCAUCGUCGAUUACCCCUGGAAGUCAACAAUAGAGCAACCAACUUUCGGCUCCCCACCGAUCAUAAUGGAGAAAAUACAGCUACUCCUCCGAGCACUCCAGCUCCUCUUCAUCAUCAUUCUCACCGGCCUGAUCGGCCACGUCAUCGCCAGCAACAUCCAUGCUGCCUCGUCCGCUACCGCCGCCAUCAACUUCUCCAUGUUUGUCAUCGUCCUCUCAUGGCUUGCCGCUCUGCUCGGGCUGGUGGCUGGCAUGGUCCAGCGUAUCACGCUGCCCCUGAUUGCCCUCCUCGGCGCCGACCUCCUCGCUACGCUCUUUACCUUGAUCGACGCCAUCGUGCUGGCAGCCAAGCUGAAAGCCGUCAACUGCGCCAACACGGGCGGCCAUUCGGCGAGUUGGAUCGCCUACGGCAGCGCGAACGAUACCAGGCGAUGCCGCGAGGUGCAGGCUUCGACCGUGUUUAUGUGGUUCCUCUUCGCGACAUUCGCCGCAGCGCUGGUGCUGAGCUUCCUGGGCUUCCGGCGCGGCGGUGGUAGUAUCAGGUCGGGACCGACCAUGUCUCAGGUUAGGGUAUGAGUCUGGCUGGUUGACCAAUUCGAACAAAUCUCGGGCUAUGGAUAUGGACAGUUGGGGUAUUAGGGGAAAGGCGCUUGUGCUAUGACUAUGAAGGACACGGUACUAAAGUAAUAUGGAUAGGGUGAUUGAUACCUGGGUGGGAUGUAUAUGAUGGAUUAUGAGUUUUACGGUAUCUAAUGAUGGGGGCACACGACACGACUGAAGAAAAGGACAUUCACUUAGGACAUGACUGGGGGAAGCAUGGUGCUUGGGCGUUGGACUGAGUAUCGGGAAGAUAACCGGGAUUUGUAGGAUUAGGAUAGCAAAUGACACCGUUGG